AUGGAUCAAAAAGACAUGGACAUUUUGGAUGGCUUCGGUUUAAGCUUAUCCUUAUUUUCCGUAUUUGAGAAAUGCUUGAAAGAGGUACGAGCAUGGAGUGCAAUAAACCUGCAUCAGAUUGUAGGUUACCCGUUUAGGCCUAUGGCCGUAGAAACAAUGUAUCAUUUGAGUUGGCAGGAUUACAGCGGGCAUGACAAAAAACCAGUGAUGUUGGACUUCUUCUUACUUGAUGGGAUGACAGCCAGUCUAUUUCUCCACUACAAAACACUCGGACUUAUUUUGUCAUUUUACUGUGUUUGGAUGAAUGAUGGACAGUAG
Molecule: messenger RNA, 318 nt
Organism: Loa loa (African eye worm)
Lineage: Eukaryota; Metazoa; Nematoda; Chromadorea; Rhabditida; Onchocercidae
Exons: 2
Coding region: 1-318 (105 amino acids)
Source: RefSeq, a predicted model, not a curated record